GAAUGUAUACUGUCAAGUUGUUGUCACCAGACUCCUCCCAUGGCUCCCCCCCUCCAUUCUGCUGCCCAAACCAGGCGUUGAUCGCCCUGUCAUUCUCUGCUUUUCCAUCGUGCCAAUAGAACGAGCAUCUGCUGUGCAGUGUACUCGUCACCUAGUUGAUCGUGGCAAUCCUUGAUACUACUGUUAGCCAGGAAUAACCUGGAGAAAUGAAUAAGAGGCACUAGAAAAAAGACUCCUUCGUUUAUGGCGCCCUGGCGCCCUUCACAUGCCCCCCCCCAGACGAUCACUUCACAUGGGCCCAGUGAUCACCACCCUUGCAUCACCACCACAGCCUUCCUCGCCUUCUUCUCCUUUCUCACUUUGUUGUCCUCCCUCGCCAGGUCAUGACGUUGUGGUCGUGGAGACUGGAAUGUUGGACAGCUUGUCGAAUACAAAGACCAUCUACAACACCCUCACCGUGACUGAGCUUGCGCUGCGCAGCACUACCGAUCCCACAGCCAAACCGUCGUCCGCUAUCAUGACUCCCCCCUCCCCUUCGAUUCCUAGUGAUGGCUCGCCGAGGCAGCUACGCAGUCGGCCGGCGUCCAGACGCAAACAUGUCCCGUCUCGCGAGUCGUCCAGCUCGACCACCCGAAGCCGCCAGACCCCUCAGCAGACGCACCACCACCGCCGCGUGGCGACUGCCUCGUCGAUUGUUUCGCCCGCACAUGCACACUCCCAUCGUCGAAGCGAGGGAGCUGUAUCGCAGAAGCAGCGGCGGGAGGAUUUGCUUGCCCUUCAUCGGGAAUCUUGCCGUCUGUUUCAAGAAGAUUCUCAUAAGAUCACACCUACUACGAUGAGCUCGCCUACGGGUGCCAAAUUCCCCCGUGCUCCAAGUACUAUCACCCACGACGAGGGCAGCCGCACUCCGUCCGAACUGGGGUCUCCGUCGUCGUCUCCUCUGCUGCGUGCUCAGCGGCUCCCGCCGCCCCCGUCUAUAACUGAACAGUCGCCCGCCCUCGAGUAUGACCAUGCCUUCCUCCACCAGAAUGAUUCGGACUUGGAUUCCAUUCGCAGACGGCCCGAUCCCCGCCAACAGUCCGUGGGGGAGACCCAGAUCCCCUCCAAACAACAACCAACAGCCACCGUGAUCGACUGGACUUCCCCAUCCACCCGCAAGAGAGAGUAUGAGAAGAUCGACCGUGCCAGCCGCGGCGUGCGAGGGUUCUGGCGCCGUGUCGCUCCCAACUGGUGCCAGACCCAAGAUGCCCGAACCCCCUUCUUCGAGCAAGACAAGGACGGCAGGGGCAAUCACGAGGGCAGCGUGCGACGCUUCCGCAUGGAUAUCCCCGACGAACCGGAGACAGAAAAGUCUCCCGUCAAGCUGGAAGUCAAGGUUGCCGCCACACCACGUUCAGCAGAUCGAACAGACGACCGCAGAAAACGACGGUGGUUCUGCUUAUAAUUUCUUCCUAGCUGUGUCGACUACUAACUAUCGACUCAUCAUUAUCUACUAAAAAGUUUUGUCACGACGUCACGACUUCGACUCAAUACAUCCUUGUAUGGAAGGACACUCAGCACAACUGGCGCAUUGCUGCAUA
Penicilliopsis zonata CBS 506.65 is the source of this 1580-nucleotide messenger RNA. RefSeq lists its product as hypothetical. NCBI's taxonomy places the organism in Eukaryota, Fungi, Ascomycota, Eurotiomycetes, Eurotiales, Aspergillaceae. The transcript has a single exon. The record is from RefSeq and is a predicted model, not a curated record. Bases 410 to 1444 code for a protein of 344 amino acids.